Molecule: messenger RNA, 2003 nt
Organism: Felis catus (domestic cat)
Lineage: Eukaryota; Metazoa; Chordata; Mammalia; Carnivora; Felidae
Gene: TMEM174
Product: transmembrane protein 174
Exons: 2
Coding region: 109-840 (243 amino acids)
Source: RefSeq, a predicted model, not a curated record
CCCAAAGUUCUUCCAUAACUAAUCGGAGCCUGUGAUUGCUUUGCUGUGCUCUGAGGAGCUCUCAUAAUCCCUUUCCCCUCCGGGAAGCGGGGUGAUUGCGUGCGGACGAUGGAGCAGGGCGGCAGCCGCUUGGACGACUUCCCUCUCAACGUGUUUUCGGUCACUCCUUACACACCCAGUACCGCUGACAUCCAGGUGUCCGAUGAUGACAAGGCAGGGGCCACCUUGCUCUUCUCAGGCAUCUUCCUGGGACUAGUGGGGAUCACGUUCACCAUCAUGGGCUGGAUCAAAUACCAAGGUGUCUCUCACUUUGAAUGGACCCAGCUCCUUGGGCCCAUCCUGCUAUCGGUCGGAGUGACAUUCAUCCUGAUUGCUGUGUGCAAGUUCAAAAUGCUCUCCUGCCAGGUGUGCAAAGAAAGUGAGGAAAGGGCUCUGGAUUCGGAGCAGACGGCGGGAGGACAAUCAUUUGUUUUCACUGGUAUCAACCAGCCCAUCACCUUCCAUGGGGCCACUGUGGUGCAAUAUAUCCCUCCUCCCUAUGGCUCUCAAGAGCCCCUUGGGAUCAACGCCGCCUACCUGCAGCCAGUGGUGAACCCCUGUGGUCUCAUACCACCUGGAGGGGUGGUGACGGCCACGCCAAGUCCUCCUCAGUACUACACCAUCUACCCUCCAGACAACGCCACGUUUAUUGGAGAGCAAGACUACUCUUCGAUCGUGGCUGGUGGAAAUGACAGGUCCGGCCCUGAUGCUGACCAGCUGGAAGAGACACAGCUGGGAGAAGAGGACUCCACCUGCUUCUCUCCUCCUCCCUAUGAGGAAAUAUACUCCCUUCCUCGCUAGACCAUGAUGCUGAGGGAACAGCAUUUAAGUCAUUGUUGCUGACGAAUGAGGUGUCGGAUGCCGUGACUUUCAGAGUCUAGACAGUAGGACAGCCUCGGCAGCCUGAUGGAGACCGUUCAAGGGGGUGCGGUGGGAGGGGAAAUGGGAACCAACAUGUCUCAGAUUGGUAAAAAUUAGGCCCGGGGUGGGGGGAUAUUUCCUUCUGGUACAGCUGGACAUUCCCGCAUAUGGUUCAUGGGCAGAAAUUUUAUUUCUUUGUCCACAACCCACCCCUUGCCAGGAAGGCACUGGUGUCUCAAUUUGAGCUCCGGCAGCCAAGGGAAACAUCACGGCUGCUGGGACUCUAGAAGUUUCCAUGGAAGUGAGAGUGGGGGGGUGGGUAGCAGGUGGGCAAGAGAAAAUAGGCUCACCUGGAGAUUUCCCAGGGCCGGUUCUCAGCCCCUCAAAGGGGGUUUGCAGAUCCCCAAACAACUCGGUUGCCAUCCGGCGUCCCCUGAGGGCUCUGGGUAUCUUAACGGCUGCAAAACAUUUUAACAGCUGAAUAAAGUAAAAUAACGUCUCCUGUUCAAAAAGUAUUAGGUAGCUGGCUACAAAAUAAAAUAAUAACCAUACAAAAUAAAUAAUAAUAGGAUAAUGAUGUCAAUAAAUCCUUAAGUUAUCACUGGGUCACAAGGACUACUGGCAAGGCUAAAGCUUGAUGGGUCCACCCAGGCUAGGAUCUCUGCUGGACGCAAGCCACCUGGGCCCAGGGACCAACAGAACAUGGGUGCUUCUAUAAGCACCUGUUGAUGAGUUCUGCUCAAUUAGACAAAAUAGAGCCUCGUGUCCAUACCCGGAAAAUCAUGGAUCAUGGAAACAAUCUUUAUGGUCAACAGAAGCUCAUCUUCUAUAUAAAAGAAGUUGGUGGCUUUAAUCUCCCUGAAUCUGAACUGGGUAAUAAACCACCACCACGGAUCGAAGACUUUAGAAGAGACAGUUACGACCAUUGAGUUUUAAAAGAAAAUAUUUUCCUGUCACUCGAGAUAAGGGAGGCUCAUCCCAGAGGAAGACAGGAUUCAGCAAUUCCUUAACGUUUUGGUACCAUGUUCAUGAUUUUUACUAAUUUUUAUCAAAAACAUCUCAUUUUCCAAGGAUAUGAUUAAAAUAUGCUUGGUUUAUUAUUA